This is a messenger RNA of Rhipicephalus microplus (southern cattle tick), 595 nucleotides long. RefSeq names its product 8.6 kDa transglutaminase substrate. Gene Ontology annotation, cellular component: extracellular region. The record is from RefSeq and is a predicted model, not a curated record. NCBI's taxonomy places the organism in Eukaryota, Metazoa, Arthropoda, Arachnida, Ixodida, Ixodidae.
GAGGGCAAAAAGGUCCAUGCGUAUAAAACCCACCCCUUUUUUUCUAGGGCUCCGUAUUCAUUUCAACCCACUCUGCACUUGUGCGGCUACUGAGAAGAAAACGAAGAUGAAGGCUGCUCUGUGCCUCCUGGUCGUGCUCACCAUAGCCGUCAUCGGCACCCUGGCUACCUCUCAGCCAAACUGCGCCGCUAGCCCCUGCGAUCCAAGCAAGUGCCCAAACACUGCCAGCUGCAAGUGCGGUACUUACAAGGACGCCUGCAACUGCUGCGAUGUCUGCUACAAGUGCCCCGGUGAGGCCUGUGUGCCAGUCUUCCAGGACAAGUGCGCCGGCAAGACCACCUGCCAGCUGGAGCCCGGCGCAGCCAUCCUGACCGGCGCCACCGGCAUCUGCUCCGAGAAGGGAUACGUCUUCAACAGCGAGAAGAGCCACCACGGCUGAGCGACAUGGUGUCCGUCCGCAGCUGUGAUAGGGGCACAUGCGUAUGGGCCCCGGCCUAGUGUGAUAUAUACCUUUAAUUUUAUAUCUGCUGCUUCAAGAAACUGUUACCGGUAUUCCCAGUGUAAAAAUAAAAAUUUCUUACGUUUUUUUUGCCGU